AUGACGGCAAACGAAUCCGACUGUGCAAGAAUUAGGGGUUGGGGAGGCCAAACAGCCCCCAACCCGCACUCCUCUUCCUCGUCGCGCGGGAGGGAAAUUUCCCCUCCCAACCUCCCACCUCCGUGCCACCGCCCGCCUCCCCUUGACCCCUGCCGCCGCCGCGAGCUCCCCCGCCCCCGGAUCCACGCCUCCCCGCCACCCGCCGCCCACCGCCCGCCUCUCGCACCUCCCCGAGCCGCGCCGCCGCCCGCCUCCCCGCCUCCGCGCCGCCGCUCGCCUCUCGCACCUCCCCCGCCGCCCCGCCUCCCCGAGCCGCCCGCGUCGCCCCCGCCUCCCCCUACCGCCCCGCCUCCCCGCGCCGCCCCGCCUCCCCGAGCCGCCCCGCGUCGCCCCCGCCUCCCGAGCCUGCGGUGGAGAUGCCGCCGCGCCCUGCCGCGCUCGUCCACCGGCUACCACGGCGUGCGGCUCCGCCUCUCCGGCCGGUUCACCGCCGAGAUCCAGCGCGGCAGCGAGCGGUUUUGGCUCAGGACGUUCGACUCGGCCGAACUCGCCGCCCGCGCGUACGACGUCAUGAUGUGGCGCUACGACGGCGGCGCCGGGCCGCAGAACUUCUUCGACAUCGACAACCUCGCGCUGAGGAGCGCGCUGUCCGCCGAGAAUACAUGCGGAUUUGACGAUAGCUCCGACGACGAUGAUCCCGAUAUGAUCGAUAAGCUGAUCGCGGAGAUGGAGGCGGAGGAUGCCGCGGAGGAAGCCGCCAAGAAGGCCGCGGAGGAUCCCGAUUGGUACGACAAGAUGGUCGCGGAGAUGGAGGCCGAGGAUGCCGCGGAGGAAGCCGCCAAGAAGGCCGCGGAGGAUGGCGACAGCUCCGAUUUCGAUGAGGACUUCUGGGAUAAACCCUAG
This is a messenger RNA of Lolium perenne, 903 nucleotides long. NCBI's taxonomy places the organism in Eukaryota, Viridiplantae, Streptophyta, Magnoliopsida, Poales, Poaceae. The record is from RefSeq and is a predicted model, not a curated record.